Molecule: messenger RNA, 1082 nt
Organism: Solanum pennellii
Lineage: Eukaryota; Viridiplantae; Streptophyta; Magnoliopsida; Solanales; Solanaceae
Product: proteasome subunit beta type-1
Exons: 7
Coding region: 110-820 (236 amino acids)
Cellular component (GO): proteasome core complex
Source: RefSeq, a predicted model, not a curated record
AGCGCUCAUAGUCAGAUGACUUGCUGAAGACGAAUCAUCAGUCCUUCAAAUUGAAUCUUCUUCUGCAACCCUAGAUCAAUCUCCCUUUCUCUCUACGCAUCGAAUCACCAUGACGAAGCAGCAAGCUAACUGGUCUCCUUAUGACAACAAUGGCGGAACCUGCGUGGCAGUAGCUGGAGCAGAUUACUGUGUAAUUGCAGCAGAUACUCGCAUGUCCACUGGCUACAACAUUCUUACUCGCGAUUACUCCAAGAUCAUUAAACUAGCGGAUAAAUGUGUGAUGGCAUCGUCAGGAUUUCAGGCUGACGUGAGAGCUUUGCAAAAGGUUUUGGCAUCAAGGCAUCUGAUCUACCAGCACCAGCACAAUAAGCAGAUGAGCUGUCCAGCUAUGGGCCAGCUCCUUUCGAACACACUAUACUACAAACGUUUCUUCCCCUACUAUUCGUUCAAUGUUCUAGGUGGCCUUGACAAUGAAGGGAAGGGGUGUGUCUUCACCUAUGAUGCUGUGGGAUCAUAUGAGAGGGUUGGCUACAGCUCUCAAGGUUCUGGUUCAACUCUGAUCAUGCCUUUCUUGGACAACCAACUGAAGUCUCCUAGCCCUCUUUUGCUUCCUGCUGUGGUUUGCUCCAUAUAUUAUCUGUUCAAAUUUUCUCACAUGGAUGCUGUUACUCCACUUUCUGAAUCAGAAGCCAUUGAUUUAGUCAAGACUUGCUUUGCUUCAGCAACAGAAAGGGAUAUAUACACUGGUGACAAACUGGAGAUAGUUGUAUUAAAUGCUGAUGGCAUUCGUAGAGAAGAAAUGGAUCUGAGGAAAGACUGAUUUCUUGUGUUUCUUAUCCGAUUAUGAAUGAAUGUAAUGAGAUUAAGAUUGACAGUUUAAACUUGAACUAAUUUGGUUUGAAAAAGAAGGUAAGUAAGUUUGAUGGGUUAUUGGGUUUCAUCGUUAGCUCCAGACUGGAGUGAGUGUACUUGAGAAUCUUUCUGUAGGGCGUGGAUUUUAUGUACUAUUUGUUAAGUUUUCAUCAAAAAGGAAACCUUUUGGCUCAAAUUGGUGCUUUUAGUGGACAGCUUUGGAAUCAAAA